UAUCCCCCCGCGAACAACUUCCACCUCGCCGCCUCCACCCUAACCCUAGCCACCCGCCGCCGCCCGCCAUGGCCGACGACCACUACUCCUCCAAGCGCAAGUACGACGACCCGUCCCCGCCGCCUCGCCGCACGGGAUUCUCUUCCGGGCCGCCGCCUGCCUCACCACCUGCUGGCGCCGCUCCGGUCCCGUCAUCGUACAACACCGUGCCGCCGCCUCCCGACGAGAUCCAGCUCGCGAAGCAGCGCGCGCAGGAGAUCGCGGCCAGGCUCUUCAGCGCCGCGGAGGCCAAGCGCCCCCGCGUCGACAACGGCGACGACGACGUCGGCGCCGAGAGAGGUGCUUCCCUAGGAGGGUCCGGCCGUAUUGGCGGCGGCGGCCUCGGCUUCUCGUCCUCGGCCGGUGGUGGACAUGGUUCUACCAUCUCACCGUUAUCUUCCCAAGGAAGUGCACAUCAGUAUUCCUCAUAUGGUGGAUACCAGAGUGGCAGUACAACCAAAAAGAUUGAUAUACCAAAUGGAAGGGUUGGUGUUAUCAUUGGAAAAUCCGGGGAAACUAUAAAACAUCUCCAACUUCAGUCAGGCGCAAAGAUCCAAGUAACAAGGGACAUGGAUGUUCAACCUGGCUCACAGACAAGAUCGGUUGAUCUUUCGGGCACUCCUGAUCAGAUAAGCAGAGCUGAGCAAUUGAUAAGUGAUGUUCUGGCAGAGGCUGAUGCUGGUGCAUCUGGCACUGUCUCUAAUAGGAAGUACAAUCCACCUCAACCUGGCUCUGAGCAAUUCCAAAUGCAAAUUGCUAACAACAAGGUCGGUCUUGUUAUUGGGAAGGGUGGUGAGACUAUUAAAUCAAUGCAGGCCAAAUCUGGAGCUCGUAUACAGGUCAUUCCUUUGCAUUUGCCCCCUGGUGAUCCUGCAACUGAAAGGACACUGUAUAUUGAUGGAACAGUGGAGCAAAUUGAAAUUGCAAAGCAGCUAGUUAAUGAGGUUACCAGUGAGAAUCGUGCCAGAAAUCCAAUGUCAGGUGGCUAUCCUCAGCAAGGCUAUCGCCCUCCUCGUCCUCAGGGUAACUGGGCACCUGGUGCGCCAGCAACACAGCAGCCUGGUUAUGGUUACAUGCAGCCUGGAGCUUACCCUGGUGCGCCCCCACAGUAUGGCCAGCCACCUUAUAGCAGCUAUCCUCCAGCAUCUGGAGGUUACCAGACUGGGUGGGAUCAAUCUUCAAACCAACAGCCUCAGCAGACCCCCCCUGGCACUGGCUAUGACUAUUAUAACCAACAGCAGCAACCGCAACAACAACCAGCCCCAGGAACUGCUGCACCUGCUGAUGCCAGUACAUAUAAUUACAGCCAGCCUGCUACUUACGCUUCGCAAGGUUAUGGUGAUUCUACAUAUUCUCAGCAGACUGGUGGGCAGCAAGCUUAUGAUUACUCUGGUUAUCAGAACCAAGGGCAGCAGCAGCAGGCCUAUCCUCAGCAGACUGGAUAUGAUCAGCAAAGCUAUGGCACAACUGGUUAUGGAUCAGCUGCAAACUCAACUCAGGAUGGUUCUGCGCCUCCGAGCUAUGGUGGUCCAGGUGGGGCUAGUCAAGCAUCUCCAGGGAAACAGGCUUCAACUCCAGCUACUGGAAGCAACCCUGGUUAUUCUACCCAACCACCUACCAGUGCUGCAUCAAGCUACCCGGCACAAGGUUCUGUCCCUCCAUCUGGCUACGCUGCGCCUCAGACACAGGCUAGCUAUGGAGCCCAACCCCCGGCACAGGGCAGCUAUGGCCAGGGCUCAUAUGGGCAGUCUCCCCAGGGUCAGAAACCACCUACAUCUGCUCCUUAUGGACAGGCAGCACCUCCUGGAUCUGCUCCGGCUGGUUAUGGGCAGUAUGGUUACGGCCAGCCAGGCUACGGUGCACCCCCACCUUACCCUGGUGCACCCCCUGCAAGCCACCCUGGCUAUGGCCAGCAGCAGUCAUACGGUGAUUCUUAUGGCACCGGUAGCUAUGGGCAGCCCCCGGCGUAUUCUACUGAAGCUACAACUCCUGCUGCAUCCCAAGACUCUGCCGCUGCACCUGCACCUACCACAACAAAUGCUGCUCCUCCUGCUCCUGCCAACAGUGGUCCGGCCCAAACCUCGAGCUAAAACUCUGCGAUCCUGCCUCAGCUACAUCUGCGACAUUGCAUCCUGAGCUCCGUUGCUCGGCAUUUUAUAUCUAGUCUCUUGCUGCUUUACUAUCAACUGUCUAAUGCAUUUUUGUUAUUUGUCUGUCUAAGUUAUGUCUACUUCGCUUUUGUUACUUUCAUAUAUGGACUUGUGGUCACUCUGCCGUACUGAAGUUGUUAUGGAUACUGGUUUCGUAUCGAAAAAUGCAACCAAGACUUUGUUUUUUUGGACCA
Messenger RNA from Lolium rigidum, 2383 nucleotides. Its product is annotated as far upstream element-binding protein 2-like. Gene Ontology annotation, biological process: regulation of gene expression. Gene Ontology annotation, molecular function: mRNA binding. NCBI's taxonomy places the organism in Eukaryota, Viridiplantae, Streptophyta, Magnoliopsida, Poales, Poaceae. The coding region runs from base 69 to 2129 and encodes 686 amino acids. The record is from RefSeq and is a predicted model, not a curated record. The transcript is spliced from 7 exons. Gene Ontology annotation, cellular component: cytoplasm.